Molecule: messenger RNA, 1131 nt
Organism: Perca flavescens (yellow perch)
Lineage: Eukaryota; Metazoa; Chordata; Actinopteri; Perciformes; Percidae
Gene: epas1a
Product: endothelial PAS domain protein 1a
Exons: 9
Coding region: 1-1131 (376 amino acids)
Biological process (GO): cellular response to hypoxia; regulation of transcription by RNA polymerase II
Molecular function (GO): DNA-binding transcription factor activity, RNA polymerase II-specific; RNA polymerase II transcription regulatory region sequence-specific DNA binding; protein dimerization activity
Source: RefSeq, a predicted model, not a curated record
AUGACAGCCGACAAGGAGAAGAGAAGGGUGAUCAGCCGCGAUGCAGCCAGAAGGAGACGACGGGUGGAGUCUGAGGUGUUUGCAGAUUUGUCUCGCCUCCUGCCGCUCCAACAGUCUGUCCAAAAUCACCUGGACAAGCCCUCAGUCAUUCGCCUCACCCUCAGCUACAUACGCAUGCACACGCUGCUCAAAGGGAUUACUGGGACAAAAGCAGAGGCCAGUCACGCAGUAAAAUGUGAACCAGUAAUGGAAAGUGGAGAGGAAUGGCAAGGGUGUGACAGAGGACGUGACGAUGAGGAGAAAAAAAAUGAUGAUGUGGAGGCCUCGGAGGAGACAAACAUGUUCCUGAGGAUCAUUGAGGGAUUUUUGAUAGUCCUGUCCACUGAGGGAGACAUGAUCUACCUGUCUGACAACGUCAGCAAGUACAUGGGUUUGACACAGACUGAGCUGAUGGGACACAAUAUUUUUGAGUUUACUCACCCUUGUGACCACGAGGAAAUCAGAAAUAACCUACGUCUAACAGCAGAAGAAGUUUGGUGCGGUGCAAAGAGGGACUUUGUCAUGAGGAUAAAAGGUGCUCUGACACACAGAGGAAGAAACUCUAACCUCAAGUCAGCUACGUGGAAGGUUCUCCACUGUCAGGGCCGAGCAAAGGUGUGUGUCGCCCCAUCUUCACUUUCCUGCCUGCUGCUGACCUGCCAGCCUCUGCCCCUCUCACACACACUUCUCAGCACACACACCUUUACCAGCCAGCACAGUAUGGACAUGAGGUUCACUUACUGUGACCAGAGAAUUACUCUGCUUUUAGGUUACAGUACCGAGGAGCUGCUGGGCCGUUCCAUCUAUGAUCUCUGUCAUACACUGGACACAAACUGUUUGACCAAAAACCAUCUCAACUUGUGUUUAAAGAGUCAGUCAGUCAGUGGUCAGUACCGGAUGCUGGUGAGAGGUGGAGGUUACGUCUGGGUGGAGAGUCACAGUGCUGUCAUCCCCAGCGUCCGACCCUCCAAGUUCAGGCCUGGCGCCCACCAGCCGCUCUGCAUCCUCUGUGUUACCUAUGUCCUCAGUGGAGUGGAGGAGCCGUCCCUGCAGCUCUCUUUGGACCAGACUGUCCACAGAUAUUUGAGAUGA